Messenger RNA from Salvelinus namaycush (lake trout), 1550 nucleotides. RefSeq names its product mitochondrial ribosomal protein S24 (gene mrps24). Lineage: Eukaryota; Metazoa; Chordata; Actinopteri; Salmoniformes; Salmonidae. The record is from RefSeq and is a predicted model, not a curated record. The coding region runs from base 13 to 576 and encodes 187 amino acids. Gene Ontology annotation, cellular component: mitochondrion. Gene Ontology annotation, biological process: translation. The transcript has 4 exons.
CAUCUUGAUACAAUGAGAACGGCUAAUGUCUGGCUCUUCCCACAAACCCUUUCAUCAGUCAAAAUGGCUGCGUCCUUGAGUUGUCAGAGUGUGAUAUCGAACGCGCUUGCCAGAGUCGGCACUUCGAUAUACAAUAACUCUGCAACAAGAGCACUUCAUGUCACUGCAGCAUGCUGCAAAAAUCGUGCAGCUCGUAUUCGGGUGGGGAAAGGAGACCGACCACUAACCUAUGAACAAGCACUCCACCCCCACCACAUAGGACACCGCAAGGGCUGGCUCUCCCAGCACACUAGUAACCUACAGGGAGAGGGAGGAGCAUCAGAUCGUACUGUGGAAGAUGUGUUUGUAAGACGUUUCCUCUUCGGAACGUUCCAUAACUGCCUGGCCAAUGAGAUUGUGAUAAAGCGACGAGGCAACAUGCUGGUGGUGUGUACCCUGAUGCUGCAGAAACUCCCUCCACAGAAGUUCUACUUCCUGAUUGGUUACACAGAGAUACUGCUCUCCCACUUCUACAAGUGUCCUGUUAAGAUGGAGGUACAGACCCUGGAGGAUAAGGCUGUCUACAAGUACCUAUGAGACAGGAAUUGUUAACAGAUUUGACUUUCAAGACUUGUCAUACAGGACUAUUUUGGGGAAACUCACCGCCGUACAGUUGUAAAAAAUUAAUUGUAUUUCAAAUGGUCUAUUGAAAUCUCUAGUGUGUGGAAACCAACUAUUGAGUGUGUGCCUUGGAGUUGGCUCUUCACAGUAGGAAUAGACAGACUACCAGAUAGUGUUAUCUUCAGGUUAACAGCAGUACACCUGUGUAUUCAGUCAGGUGAAACAUUAACUUAGUGACAAUAAAUCUAAUGUAUACAGGUGACACGCAUCUCUAUCCUACACGGCAGACAAUCUGUUCCAACGUAGUACAUUUCUCUUUUUAAGGAGAAGGAAGUGAGAAAGUUAGGAGAGCGUGUCACAAAUAGGCAUUGGGUCAGAUUCAAACCUACGUAGUUAGUGGUAGGGAUGUGUGCCAUAGGUGGUAGUACUGACAGCCAGACCAUACAUUUUUCGGAGCAUUCUGUAACACAUUGCACCCGCCUGAACAGGCCCCAUUGUUUUUCCAUCUCUUUGAAUUGGAUGCCAUUCCAGUCACUAACUAUUCACUACUUGUAAAUCAUGUUGGAGUUAAAUGUACUUGUGAAAAACUCAGUGGAAUGCUUUUCGUUUAUUGAUUUCCCACGACGCUGUCACAUUGAACAAGGCAUUAAAAAGCUGCUUCAGUGCAAAAAGACAAGGCGCACGGAAUACAUCAUCUUCGUCUAUAUCAAAGGUUAGAGUAUGAAAAAUUCCCUUAAAUAUCAGUGAUAUAUUCCUGUCCGUAAGGCCACAUUGAUUUUUCAAAACGAUUCCACACGAAUAUAACAUUUGUCUGAUCUACAUCUAGGAAAAUGUCCCUCUUGAUUUAUUUUGAAAAAAGGGUCUCAUGGCAACUGUAAUCGUUAAUACUCUGAUUGUAUCACAUUGUAGAACAUUUUGUUUACACUGACAGUAAACUUUACAUUCUCAGA